Cinara cedri is the source of this 1968-nucleotide messenger RNA. The record is from the annotation of a GenBank genome assembly. NCBI's taxonomy places the organism in Eukaryota, Metazoa, Arthropoda, Insecta, Hemiptera, Aphididae.
AUGAAACAACAGUUAACGUUGGAGAUCAGUAAUUAUGAAGGAUUUGUAAGAGCUGCUAGAGAUGAUGAUACUAGUACAUUAGAUAAUUUGUGGGAAAAAGCAGAGUCUUUAGGUGUGGAACAACAACUAAUAUUAGAAAAAGAUGACUAUGCAGUGUUCGUAUUAGCUGCUUUUGGUGGUCAUACCGAUACAUUAGAUAGUCUGUGGGAAAAAGCAAAAUCAUUAAGUUUACAACGUAAAAUGUUAGAAGUGGAUAGCUAUAAAGCGUUUGCAUUAGCUGCUUCUAAUGGUCAUGUUUAUGCAUUAGAUAAUUUAUGGAAAAAAGCUGGAUCUUUAGGCUUGCAACGGGAAAUGUUAAAAGCAAAUAGCUAUAGAGCAUUUAUAUUGGCCGCUUCCAGUGGUCAUACCAAUACAUUAGAUAGUUUGUGGGAGAAAGCAAAGUUACCAGAUAUACAACAAGAAAUGUUAAGAGCUGAUAGUUAUAGAGCACUUAUAUUAGCUGCUUUUGGUGGUCGUAUUGAUACAUUAGAUAAUCUAUGGAGAAAAGCAAAGUUACCAGAUAUACAAGGUGCAAUGUUGGCAAUUGGUAACUAUGAAGCAUUCAGGGCUGCUGCUUCUAAUGGUCAUAAUAGUACAUUAGAUAAUCUAUGGGAAAAAGCAAAACCGCUAGGCUUGCAGAGUAAAAUGCUAAAAGCUGAUAGCUAUAGAGUGUUCACAUUAGCUACUGAAAAUGGUCAUACCAGCACAUUAGAUAAUCUAUGGGAAAAAGCAAAAUCAUUAGGUUUGCAACAAAAAAUGUUAAAAGUAGGUGAUUAUUAUGCGUUUAAAACUGCUGCUAAAAAUGGUCAUAAUGAUAUAUUAGAUAACCUAUGGGAAAAAGCAAGAUCGUUACGUUUACAGUAUGAAAUGUUGAAAGCUAAUAGUUAUGAAGUCUUUAGAGAAGCUGCUAGAAAUAAUAAGAUUGCUACAUUAGCUAACUCACAUUUUAUGUUAGAAAUCACUGAUCAGGAAUGGAAGGAAUGUCUUAAAGCUAUAGCAAGUUUUGGUGACAAGGGAGUAUUUGAUUCUGUAUGGCAAAACCUUGUUUCCUCACUUAGAUUUGACACAAGACAAGAGAUUAACGAACUUCAUAGAGAACUAAAACAAGGAUUUUUAGAAAUAAGAGAGCUAAAAACAGGACCAUUUUCUAGAUAUGAGCUGCAGUUUACUAGAUCAAAGCGAACAAUUUCCAAUGAAGAAAAAAUGUCUUAUAACUUACAACAUAAAGAAAUUACAAAUAGUGCUACAAAAUCAGGAUCUUCUAUGGAAGGUUUGCUUAAUCUACUGAAAGCUUUUGUAAGUGUAUCUUGUGGGCCUCAACGUGCUUUAUCUGGUAUUGUUUAUCAAUUUAUCUCUCCUCUCUUGAGAGCUAUGUCAACUGAAAGAUUGGUGAAUUUAACAGGGCAAGCUAUUACAUCAGUGCAAACUAAUAUAUCACAACAUAAUAAGAUAACAAGAAAUAGUAGUUCUAGUAGUUUUCUAAGUGCUGAAAAUAUAUCGGUUGUUGUUUGCGUUGCUGAAGCUUUAGGUAACACUUCAAGCAAACGUUAUCAAGGUUUAAAGAGCCAAGGUGUAAAUUUUGUUCCAAGUAUUCAAACUGCAGUUAACUUUGCUCGUAAAGAGUUUGACUCAUUUGUAGAAGAUAAAAUAAAGAACCUUGACUCAAAAGAGAAGGCUAGAAUACGUACUGAAAUUAAAAAUGCAUACCCAGAAAUAAUAGAAAGUUUUAGAAGAGGAGUUGAGUUUAGUGGUAAUAUUGGAUUAGAUGACGCUUUGAAAAAGUGUAAGAAAUGUUUUUGUACAAAUAUACUUUCAAACAAUGUGAAUCCGUCAGAAAGUCAAAUGCUAGAGAAAAUAGACAAUAAACCUGAAACUUGUUUAAAUGAUCCAAUAAUUUAUAACCAGCUGCAGAGAUUACCAGGGCGUUAG